Molecule: messenger RNA, 1923 nt
Organism: Cotesia congregata
Lineage: Eukaryota; Metazoa; Arthropoda; Insecta; Hymenoptera; Braconidae
Source: the annotation of a GenBank genome assembly
UUUCAUUCCAGUCCCUCUACUUCGCCUGCAUCCAUCAUGGCAUCCACCGACGAUUUCGUUAUUUCCACUUUGGUUUACAAUUAUUUAUUGAAAAAAGACUCGUCAAUUGCUAAAGUAUUUCAAACAAAAACACAUGUGAAUCCAUUACCAAAAGGAUCACCAGGCAUCGAAGAAAUUGUAAAGCACUAUCAAAAAAGUUCUCCGAAAAAAAUAAACAUAAAAGCUCCAGCUAAGUCAGCUAAAUCAGAUUCGAGCUCAGGCAGUGAAGAGGAAGAAGUUGCAAAGAAGCCAUUAGUCAAUGGAAAAGCUAAGGCACCUGCAAGCAAUAAACCCGAGUCUUCGUCUGAUGAUUCAAGCUCAGAAGAGGAAGCUAAACCGGUUGCCAAAAAACCUGUAGCUAUUUCCAAGGCUACACCAGCUAAAGCUCCUGCUAAAAAAGAGGAAUCAAGUUCAGAAGAAGAGAGUUCUGAAGAUGAAAAAGCCAAGCCUGUUGCCGUGAAGGCUACUCCUGCUAAAGCUCCUGUAGCCAAGAAAGCAAAGUCUUCAAGCGAAGAAAGCUCCUCUGAUGAAGACGAUAAAGAAUCUAAGACAAAAGCAGUCGCUGCUAAACCAACACCAGUUGCAGCUAGAAUUCCACUGAAACCAGACUCGAGCUCUGACGAUGACAGCAGUGAUGAGGAGGCACCAGUGAAAACAGUUGCACAUAAACCUGCUGCUCAGGCUACACCGAAAGCUGCUCCCAAGAAGGCAGAGUCCAGUGACGACUCGGAUGAUUCCUCAGAAGACGAGAAACCAGCUGCCAAACCGGCUGUAGCUAAACCAACACCCGCGAAAACACCCGCAAAGAAAGAGUCUUCAAGUGAAGACAGCAGUGAUGAUGAUGAUGAGCCACCGGCGAAGAAAGUUGCGCCACCAAAACCAGCUCCAGUAGUCCAACAAAAGAAAGUCGCUGCGAACAAGGGGAAAGCAUCCAGUAGCAGUGAAGAAAGUAGUUCAGAUGAGGAAGAGUCACCCAAGAAACCAGUAGCUAAACCAACACCUGCUAAAACUCCAGCGAAAGCCAAGGAAUCGAGUGACGAUUCCGAUAGCUCUGAUGAAGAACCAGCUAAGCCAGCAAUGAAAGCGACACCCGCAAAACAGGCUAAGCCAGCCGAAUCAAGCGAGGACUCUUCCUCCGAUGAUGAUGAUGAUGAUGAUGAAGAAGAAAAGAAACCGAAGCAAGCUCCUAUUGUCAAAACGCCUGCUAAAAAAGAAUCUAGCUCAGAAGAAGAGUCUGAAGAAGAAGAAGAAAAACCUAAACCUAAGCAGAAACCAGCUGGCGUAGGCGAGAAAAGAAAGCGCGAAGAUUCUGAAACGAAUGGAGUAGCGACACCGGCCAAAAAAGCUAACUACAGUAAUUUCGUAAAAGCUAGCAACGACGGAAGCACAGAAAAGUCACGAAAAAAUGUACCUUUCCGACGUGUCAAGGAUGAGGAGAUCAAGUUGAGCCCACAGUUGGCUAACAAUUCAUUUGAAGCUAAGGAUGGAGAUGGAGAAUCGAGUAACAACUUUGAUAAACAAAACGGCGGUGGUCGUGGACGAGGCGGAUUUGGUGGUAGAGGCGGCCGCGGUGGAUUCGGCUUCCGCGGUGGCAGAGACGGCGAUAACGGCGGAUUUAGAGGCAGAGGUGGCGGAUUCAGGGGUAGAGGCGGUGACCGUGGUCGUGGAGGUGGUCGUGGAGGACGCGGUGGUUUCGAUAACAAUAGAAAGUCUUGGGAUAACAAAGAGGGUGGUGGGUUCAGAAAAUCAUUCGGUGGUGACGGUGAUAGGCGCGGGGGUGGCAAUAACUUCCGUGGCGGUCAACGAAAAUCAUUCGGAGGCGAAAGUAACAAGUCAUUUAAUUCAACACCGACUCAAAAUAAAAAAAUAACAUUCGACGAUUAA